GGCUCGCGGCCGCCAGAGCCCCGGGGAGCCUCGGAUCUGCUUCGCGCCCGGGGAGCGGACACCGGCGGCGGCCCCGCGCGGGCCCCCGGGGAGGCGCUGAAGGUCGCCAGGAAGUGAGCGCCCGCGCGCCCGCCCGCGUCACCUGACCCCGGGGCGCACCUCGGCGGGGCGGGGCGGGGCGCGGGCGGCGGGGCCGGGGCGCACCUGGGCGGGGCGCGGGCGGCGCGGAGAGGAGCGCGCUGGGCCGGGCAGCGGGGGCGCGCGGCGGGCGGGCGGGCGAGGGCGCGGCCGAGCGCCCGGGCGGCCUCGCCAUGUCCCAGCCGGCCGGGAGGAUGCACUGCCGGAAGGCGGGGAUCCGCGCCGCCGUGGUGCUCAUCGGACUCCUGCACAAAUCCCGAAGGCAGAAUAAGGAGAAAAGGAAGCAGGAGCUGGCCAACAGCUCAGACGUAACCCUUCCAGACCGGCCGCUGUCCCCUCCUCUCACUGCGCCCCCCACCAUGAAGUCAGCGGAGUUCUUCGAGAUGCUGGAGAAAAUGCAGGGGAUCAAGCUUGAAGAACAGAGGCCAGGACCCCAGAAGAACAAGGAUGACUAUAUCCCGUACCCCAGCAUUGAUGAGGUUGUGGAGAAGGGAGGUCCCUACCCGCUAAUCAUCCUGCCCCAGUUUGGGGGCUACUGGAUCGAGGACCCGGAGAACGUUGGCACUCCGACAUCACUGGGCAGCAGUAUCUGUGAGGAGGAGGAGGAGGAGAGCCUCAGCCCAAACACGUUUGGCUAUAAGCUCGAAUGCAAGGGCGAAGCCAGGGCCUACCGCAGGCACUUCCUAGGGAAGGAUCAUCUAAACUUUUACUGUACUGGCAGCAGUUUGGGGAACUUGAUCCUGUCCGUCAAGUGUGAGGAAGCUGAGGGGAUGGAGUACCUUCGGAUCAUUCUCAGGUCCAAGCUGAAGACAGUGCAUGAGCGGAUCCCUCUGGCUGGACUGAGCAAGUUACCCAGUGUCCCUCAGAUUGCAAAGGCUUUCUGUGACGAUGCAGUGGGGCUGAAAUUCAACCCUGUCCUGUACCCCAAGGCCUCUCAAAUGAUUGUGUCCUACGACGAGCAUGAUGUGAACAACACAUUUAAGUUUGGGGUCAUUUAUCAAAAAGCAAGGCAGACCCUGGAGGAGGAGCUGUUUGGAAACAAUGAGGAGAGCCCAGCUUUCAAGGAGUUCUUGGACCUGCUGGGGGACACCAUCACACUGCAGGACUUUAAAGGUUUCCGAGGAGGCCUGGAUGUGACCCAUGGACAGACAGGGAUGGAGUCAGUGUACACGACCUUCCGGGAACGGGAGAUCAUGUUUCAUGUGUCCACAAAGCUGCCAUUCACUGAGGGAGAUGCCCAACAGCUCCAGAGGAAGAGGCAUAUUGGGAAUGACAUUGUGGCCAUCAUCUUCCAAGAAGAAAACACGCCAUUUGUCCCUGAUAUGAUUGCCUCCAACUUCCUACAUGCCUACAUUGUUGUGCAGGCUGAGAGCCUAGGCACAGAGAGCCCAUCCUACAAGGUCUCCGUCACUGCUCGGGAAGACGUACCUGCUUUCGGCCCUCCGCUGCCCAGCCCCCCUGUUUUCCAGAAGGGCCCGGAGUUCCGGGAGUUUCUACUUACCAAACUCACCAAUGCAGAGAAUGCCUGCUGCAAGUCGGACAAGUUUGCUAAGCUGGAGGACCGGACCAGAGCUGCGCUCCUGGACAACCUCCACGAUGAGCUCCAUGCACACACACAGGCCAUGCUGGGACUGGGCCCAGAGGAGGACAAGUUUGAGAAUGGGGGCCACGGGGGAUUCCUGGAGUCUUUUAAGAGGGCCAUCCGUGUGCGCAGCCACUCCAUGGAAACAAUGGUGGGCAGCCAGAGGAAGGGGCAUGGUGGGAGCAUCCCUGGCAGCCUCAGCGGAGGCAUCGUCCACAACAACAUGGAGCUCACCAAGGCUACCUUCUCGCCUCCUGUGGCAGCGGCCACUGUGAAGAACCAGUCUCGGAGCCCCAUCAAGCGGCGAUCGGGGCUCUUCCCUCGCCUACACACGGGCUCUGAAGGCCCCGGGGACAGCCGGACGCGAUGUGACAGUGCCUCCAGUACCCCCAAGACCCCAGAUGGCGGACAUUCUUCUCAGGAGAUAAAGUCUGAGACCUCAUCGAAUCCCAGCUCUCCAGAAAUCUGCCCCAACAAAGAGAAGCCCUUCAUGAAGUUGAAAGAGAAUGGCCGUGCCAACAUCUCCCGCUCCUCCUCCAGCACCAGCAGCUUCAGCAGCACCGCCGGGGAGGGGGAGGCCAUGGAAGAGUGUGACAGUGGGAGCAGCCAGCCGUCCACAACCUCACCCUUCAAGCAGGAGGUAUUUGUCUACAGCCCGUCCCCGAGCAGCGAGAGCCCCAGCGUGGGGGCCGCCGCCACCCCUAUCAUCAUGAGCCGGAGUCCCACAGAUGCCAAAAGCAGAAACUCCCCGAGGUCAAACCUGAAAUUUCGCUUUGAUAAGCUCAGUCACGCUGGCUCCAGUGCGGGUCACUAAUGUGAAAGAGGAUUCCUUCUCCUGUGCGAGGAAAGCCUCGAUUCUGUCCUACAGAAGGCUCCCUAUUCCAGCCAUUUGGGGGCGCUGUCCACUACUCUGUCUCCAGGCCCGCGGGCCCAUCAGCUACCUGCCCAGCAGACCAACUAUCUGCCCCACAUCCCACCCUACCGGCUCCUCCAACCCCCACGUGUGGCUCCCCAUCCCUGGCUCUGGACAAGACCUCUUUCCUGGAGGGCCCCCUGCUCCUGACUUCUGAUGCGAUGUCUGUGUGGGUCAUUUGUCAUCUCAUUGUGUCUGCAGGAAAUGGAGAGUUGAAGGGGAGGAGUGUGGGGGUGGUGUAUGGGUCCUGGGGGCUUAGGGACAGCGGUAGAGGAGAGGGUAGAGGUGACUGCAGAUUGUAAGGGGGACCCCUGGCCACAGAGAAGUGCCUUCCCAGAGUUCUGUCACCACCCAUGCAUUUAAUGGCAGAGGAGCGGCUGCUUUCCCUGGAGCUGAGAUUUUCCCAGCAUCCUUGCAGCUCUGGAGCAGGUGGAAGCUCAGAGCCAGAUCUGAGCGUUGCUGGGACCAGAUGGCACUGGGCCUAACUCCUCAAAGGCUCCUGAUUGUCCUUGCUCAGGGAGAGGCCCUGGUCCACCUCUCUCCUUGAAGCAGAUGAUUUUCCUGUGAAGGGUGGGAGUCUGGGAGGACCCAGGAACGAGGGAAAGCAAAUGAGCCUGUGCUGGAAGCACAUCGUGGGUCAGGGCUCACCAACAUCCUGGGAGUUCAAGGAAGACAUCGUUGUUCAACCCACUGCACAGAGAGAGCGAGAGGCGUGGUGGGGGAGGACUCGGCAGGUUCCGGUCAGCCCAGUGUAUGAGAGUCAGACUUAGGUGAGGAGAAGGACACAAUGUCCCCAGCAGUCUUUUUUCUUUUGUUUUGAUAGUACUACAGUUUGAACUCAGGGCCUCAUGCUUGCUAGGCUGGUGCUCUUCCACUUGAGCCAUGCCUCUAGCCCUGGUUUUUGCUGGCUAUUUUUGAGAUAGACUCUAGCUUCCUAAAGCAAGCAUUGUCCUCUCCCCGCCCCCCCAAGCUGUCAUCUUGCCCACUUUAGUCUUCUUGUCGUUGCUGGUCACAGAUUACAGCCAGUUGCCCUCUGUGGAGAUGGAGUUUCAUGGACUUUGGCUUGGAUCUGUGGUCCUCUCAAUCCCAGCCUCCCAUGUAGCCUGGGAUGACAGGCAUGUGUCACUGUGCCUGGCUAUGGGUUCAUGAACUUUUCUGCCCAGGCUAGCCUGGUACAACCAUCUUUUGUUUCUCAGACUCCCAUGUGGCUCAGAUGACAGGUGUGAGCCACCAGCCCCCUCUCCCUCCGCAGUUUUGUGUGUCUGGCCUCCAUAGGGGGUCCAAUGCAGCCUUGGGGGAGGGAGCCACUCCUGGCUACUAUAACCUUUGGCCAUGUCUGGGGGUUUGAACCCUAAACCUCCUCCUAAGUCCAUUUCCAGCUGUAGGCUGCCCUCACGCAGUUGUCACUUCCAUAGGACUCCUGCAAGCCAGGUCCUGUGGGGGCACCAUGCCAGAGCCACCUUCUAGACCAGCUUGUGUAAGGAGAACCCUUUGGCUUCU
Molecule: messenger RNA, 4133 nt
Organism: Dipodomys spectabilis (banner-tailed kangaroo rat)
Lineage: Eukaryota; Metazoa; Chordata; Mammalia; Rodentia; Heteromyidae
Gene: Rap1gap2
Product: RAP1 GTPase activating protein 2
Exons: 24
Coding region: 312-2534 (740 amino acids)
Biological process (GO): activation of GTPase activity; regulation of small GTPase mediated signal transduction
Cellular component (GO): cytoplasm; plasma membrane
Molecular function (GO): GTPase activator activity
Source: RefSeq, a predicted model, not a curated record